Stereum hirsutum FP-91666 SS1 is the source of this 1722-nucleotide messenger RNA. RefSeq lists its product as uncharacterized. Bases 1 to 1455 code for a protein of 484 amino acids. Gene Ontology annotation, biological process: cellular response to pH. Gene Ontology annotation, cellular component: plasma membrane. NCBI's taxonomy places the organism in Eukaryota, Fungi, Basidiomycota, Agaricomycetes, Russulales, Stereaceae. The transcript has 5 exons. The record is from RefSeq and is a predicted model, not a curated record.
AUGACGAGUGCGUCCAUCUACGCCUUUGAGCUUCCUACAACAGGAUCUUUCUCUUUUGCAGACUGGUUUUCGGAUGCCUCGAAUACCCAUACAUCUCAAAUUGCAGAAGCUACCCAGGUUCGUGCUAAUCUACGGUCCGUUUUGAAAGAGAGCAAGAGGACGGACGGAGAGAAGGAUCAUCUAAGAGUCGUGAAGGUACUUGAUGACUAUAUCCCUCAUCUGUAUGGUGUAAUCGCUUGUGUAGGGAGUGGUGAUAUUGUUCAACUUCGAGAACCAGUAUUUAGCUGGCGCACGACCCUCUCAUCACACCUAUUCACUUCUUCACCCCGGCUCUCUCUUCCAUCACUGCCCGUCGAACUCACCUUCACACUUCUGACCUACGCUUUCGCCCUCUCCAAUCUCGCCCGUUCAUCUGUCUCUGCGCUUCAAUCUUAUGAACGCGAAAGGGGCAUUUCAGAUGUAGAGAGGAAAGCAAAAGACGAGAAGCUCGGCUUUGCGGUCACACUACUAAGCAAGGCAGGUGGCGUCUUUGCCUUUGUGGCUGAGACAGUCCUGGUAGAGGCGGAAAAGGACAGAGGUGCAACUUGGUUGGAUGGGAUUGAGAGACCGCCCGAGCUGAGCAGGCCCGUCAUUCAUGCCCUGUCAAAGCUAUGUCUUGCUCAGGCUCAAUCCCUUGCCAUCCGUAAACUCCUCUCCAAGUCCGCAUUCGACAGCACAGUCACACCUGGGCCACCCCUACCUAAAUCCCACCCCUCACCUUCUCUCAUAGCUAAACUACACCUCGAAUCAGCCUCUCUUCUCUCUUCAUCUCUUUCCCUAUCCCGGAUACCAGGCGCAUCUAAAUUUCGCCUCAAAUCUCCAAAACAUAUGUUUUCGUCAAAGUCCAACGGUGAUGGUUCCGCUGGUCAGACAAAGGACGAAAUGGUUGUCUCAGAGGACCUGACUAAGUUUCUAGCGGAUGUUGUGGCCAUGCAUACUGCGAUGGCACACAAAUGGCUUGGUGUGGACGCGGGGGAGAACCAUAUCGACACGAAGGGUGGCGAGGCAGUGGGAUAUCUGACAUGGGCGAAGAAGGAACUGGAAGACUUGAAGGAUGGAGGCACGAAAGGAGGCGGAAAAGAGGAAGGAAAGGACGGGAAGAAGGAGAGAAAAGAAGGUGUGGUGGGCGAGUUGGAGAGUGUGGCGCUCUUUUUGAGGCAUUAUAAGAAGCUGAACGAUUCGCUAUCCUACCUGCCCGUUCCUUCCCAAGCAGCUCUUCAAUCUUCGACACCAACGGGACGUCUCGCUGUUGCGAUCAAACCCUACACGAAACCUACACCUUCAUUUGGCCCGGGCUCGGUCGAAUAUGUGCGCCAACAGGCAGAAGAAUUGGAGCUGAUAGGUACUGAGGAUGGAGAUUCGUUGGCGGCGAGUACCCCUGAACGACCGUACGCCGGAGCAGGGUCAUAUUUUUAAAUUCUUUGGGCUGGAAGAAGAUAUUUAUUUGCCGUUAUGAAGGAAGGAAGGAGACUCGUGUGUGCUCACUGUUGUAUAUCUCGUCUUAUCAUCGUUACAGUAUGAUCGAAGAAGAUGCAGUUUGACUGUGUGGCGCUAAAAGAAUGGAUCAACAGGAUUGUCGUUGGCGCCACCUCCCGAUUCAAGCGUAGUUACCGACUUCACCUUAAACUUAACAGCCAUACCGUGUAGUACGAUUGCAGGUGUUCCAUCCUAUGUUCAAUCCAU